AUGACUCAGUCUGUUUGCUCACCAAGCCAACCGGGGAAGGUCCCUAGUCCACCAAGCCAACCGGGGAAGGUCCCUAGUCCACCAAGCCAACCGGGGAAGGUCCCUAGUCCACCAAGCCAACCGGGGAAGGUCCCUAGUCCACCAAGCCAAACGGGGAAGGUCCCUAGUCCACCAAGCCAAACGGGGAAGGUCCCUAGUCCACCAAGCCAACCGGGGAAGGUCCCUAGUCCACCAAGCCAACCGGGGAAAGUCCCUAGUCCACCAAGCCAAACGGGGAAGGUCCCUAGUCCACCAAGCCAACCGGGGAAGGUCCCUAGUCCACCAAGCCAACCGGGGAAGGUCCCUAGUCCACCAAGCCAAACGGGGAAGGUCCCUAGUCCACCAAGCCAAACGGGGAAGGUCCCUAGUCCACCAAGCCAACCGGGGAAGGUCCCUAGUCCACCAAGCCAACCGGGGAAAGUCCCUAGUCCACCAAGCCAAACGGGGAAGGUCCCUAGUCCACCAAGCCAAACGGGGAAGGUCCCUAGUCCACCAAGCCAACCGGGGAAGGUCCCUAGUCCACCAAGCCAACCGGGGAAGGUCCCUAGUCCACCAAGCCAACCGGGGAAGGUCCCUAGUCCACCAAGCCAACCGGGGAAGGUCCCUAGUCCACCAAGCCAACCGGGGAAGGUCCCUAGUCCACUAAGCCAAACGGGGAAAGUCCCUAGUCCACCAAGCCAACCGGGGAAGGUCCCUAGUCCACCAAGCCAACCGGGGAAGGUCCCUAGUCCACCAAGCCAACCGGGGAAGGUCCCUAGUCCACCAAGCCAACCGGGGAAGGUCCCUAGUCCACCAAGCCAACCGGGGAAGGUCCCUAGUCCACUAAGCCAAACGGGGAACGUGUGUGUUUUCCCUCUUCCUGAGGGAAGCCCCAACUGGCUUCCCUCAGGAUAUUACUGA
This is a messenger RNA of Salvelinus fontinalis (brook trout), 939 nucleotides long. RefSeq names its product basic salivary proline-rich protein 1-like. The transcript has a single exon. The coding region runs from base 1 to 939 and encodes 312 amino acids. The record is from RefSeq and is a predicted model, not a curated record. Lineage: Eukaryota; Metazoa; Chordata; Actinopteri; Salmoniformes; Salmonidae.